AUGUUUAAAAUACUUUUAUCCUUAUCCGUAUCAAUUUUAAUUCUUUAUGGACUAAGUAUUGAAGUAUCUGGCGAUGAUCCUAAUCAAUGGCCAUAUGUCGAACAAACAUUUGUAGCUGGUGAAAUUCAAUCGCCGAUUAAUAUAUUAUCGAAUUAUUCUUAUAACGCCAGUUUAUCAAGUUUGUUAUACUAUCGAUAUUGGCGCGAAGAGAGCGUUGAAAUUAAAAUAAGAAACAACGGACGUGCACUUCAUGUUCAUAGUUUACGUGAUGAAACGAGUAGUAUUACAGCGCAUAUUACUGGUGGACCAUUAUUUAAAAAAAAAUAUACAUUUUCUCACAUUCAUAUAUAUUGGGGUGCCGAAAAUGAAGUAGGAAGUGAACACCAAAUCGAUUCUCAGGGUUAUCCAAUAGAAGUUCAAAUGAUACAUUAUAAAAAUGAAUAUGGUCAUUACGGAAAUGCUAUAAUGUAUACUGAUGGUAUUUGCAUUAUUUCAUAUUUUGGAAACAUAUCAGAUCAAGACAAUCCAAAAAUGAAUAAUUUUCUCACAGCUGUGCAAUCCGUUCAAAUUCCCGGAUAUAGUUUUAUUUCAACAUUUGAUGUUCACUUUCAUUGGUUGAUGGAUGUAGCUCAAGACUAUUGCUACUAUGCUUACCCGGGAUCAAUAACUUCAUAUCCAUUUACUCAAUGUGCCACGUGGAUUAUUUAUGAGAAUACAUUCGAUAUUAGCCAAAAACAAUUGGCAGUUUUUCGAACAUUAAUUGGAACCGAUGGAAAUUAUUUAACAAGUAUAAACGCUAGAAUGAUGCAACCAUUUAAUAAUCGACCACUUUGUUAUGUUUAAUUUAAAUUCAUUAAUAUGUACCUUUGCAAAAGUAUAUUAUGAUCGAGAUAAGAUGAUUAAAUAAAUUCAAUAAACUAUAACAUGUUAAUUUAUUUACUUGUAUGGUA
This is a messenger RNA of Rhopalosiphum maidis (corn leaf aphid), 950 nucleotides long. RefSeq names its product carbonic anhydrase 2-like. Gene Ontology annotation, molecular function: carbonate dehydratase activity; zinc ion binding. The record is from RefSeq and is a predicted model, not a curated record. Gene Ontology annotation, cellular component: cytoplasm. The coding region runs from base 1 to 843 and encodes 280 amino acids. NCBI's taxonomy places the organism in Eukaryota, Metazoa, Arthropoda, Insecta, Hemiptera, Aphididae. The transcript is spliced from 6 exons.